Branchiostoma floridae (Florida lancelet) is the source of this 2624-nucleotide messenger RNA. RefSeq names its product pyruvate dehydrogenase E1 component subunit beta, mitochondrial-like. Gene Ontology annotation, molecular function: pyruvate dehydrogenase (acetyl-transferring) activity. The transcript is spliced from 11 exons. The record is from RefSeq and is a predicted model, not a curated record. Gene Ontology annotation, biological process: pyruvate decarboxylation to acetyl-CoA. Bases 189 to 1289 code for a protein of 366 amino acids. NCBI's taxonomy places the organism in Eukaryota, Metazoa, Chordata, Leptocardii, Amphioxiformes, Branchiostomatidae.
GAGUCUUCGGAAUUCCUUAGGAACCGAUGUAACGAGCAGAAAGGUUCAACCUUCACCGCAAGGUUACGACAUACAAUAUGGCGUCCACCCGGUGUGAACAGGAAGGACAGAGCGACGUCACAGCCGGCACGAGCUCUGAUUGGCGUCGACUACAGCGUAACCUGGAACUGAACUUUAUGGCGUGAUGCAUGGUGGGUAACAUCAGCAGACGAAACAUGGCUGCUCUUCAAACUUUGGCGAGGCGGUGUUCAACAUCGAUAUUCAAGCGACAUUUCAGCGUGUCAUCGCCAGUGGCCGCUCAGAUGACAGUACGAGAUGCCUUGAACACUGCCAUGAAUGAGGAGAUGAAGAGGGAUGAGUCAGUCUUCCUCCUGGGGGAAGAAGUUGCAGAGUAUGAUGGAGCUUACAAGGUCAGUAGAGGCCUGUGGAGAAAGUAUGGAGACAAGAGAGUAAUGGACACCCCAAUCACGGAGAUGGGAUUUGCAGGGAUAGCAGUUGGAGCGGCCAUGGCUGGUCUCAAACCAAUCUGUGAAUUCAUGACCUUCAAUUUCUCCAUGCAAGCCAUCGAUCAGGUCAUCAACUCAGCGGCAAAGACCUUCUAUAUGUCAGCAGGAAAGCAAACUGUGCCAAUCGUGUUCCGAGGCCCCAACGGUGCGGCGGCUGGCGUGGCGGCACAGCAUUCGCAGUGCUUUGCUGCCUGGUACGGCCACUGUCCCGGUCUGAAGGUGGUGUCACCGUACUCAUCAGAGGAUGCCAAGGGUCUACUCAAGUCCGCCAUCAGGGAUCCCAACCCUGUUGUGUGCAUGGAGAAUGAGCUGAUGUAUGGUACAGCAUUUGAGAUGUCAGAUGAAGCCAUGUCUGAGGAGUUCUUGGUGCCCAUCGGCAAGGCAAAGAUCGAGAGAGAAGGCACCCACUGCACCCUGGUGUCCCACUCCAAAAGUGUUGGUUUGUGUCUGGAGGCAGCUCAGAUCCUGGAGAAGGAGAACAUCUUCUGUGAGGUGAUCAACUUGCGCACAAUCAGACCAAUGGAUGAAGAAACCCUCAUCAACUCAGUGAAGAAGACGAACCAUCUAGUGACGGUGGAGGGGGGCUGGCCACAGUUUGGGGUCGGGGCAGAGAUUGUGGCAAAGGUCAUGGAAAGCGAUGCUUUUGACUACCUGGACUCUCCUGUGUACCGCGUGACGGGAGCGGACAUCCCCAUGCCGUACGCCGCGACCUUGGAACGAGCGACCCUUCCUGGCACCCAAGACGUUGUCCUGACCGUUAAGAAGUCUCUCCACAUCCAGUGACACACCCUUAAAUAUAGGUCAUAAAUUACAUUACAUGGAGGGGGGCACAGGCUUCAUCUUAAUUGUUUAAAUUAUCAUAUCAAAUGAAUGUCCUUCCAUGAUAAUAGUAUAUUUGAAGAUGUCCCUAACCCUGUCAGUGUUGUUUUCACAGGCAAAUUUAACUAGUGCAUGGUUUGUACAAAGUCCUUUGGCGACAGUUUAUAAAGUAGCAAUAUUCUAAACACAGAGACAGAAGUUUCCAUGUUGUAAGAUGACUCAGGUGCUAUCAGGAAUCUAGACUACAUGAAACUGAUGUUAUAGUCUUAUAUGGCUGAUAGUUCUGUUAUACACUUCAGUCUGGGAAAAGACAGUAAUUUUGUCAAAAAUUCACAUUAGCUUGAACAAAGCCUUGUUCCUGAAUAUUUGAAAGAUUCCACAGUCCACUACAUGUAGUGACAAAAAGGCAAUCAUAAAAAAGAAGUACCUUAAACCAAAUUCUGGAAGAAAAUUAUCACUCUGUGGAUAUAGUUUUUUGUUUCUUACUGUCAGACAGACAUGCACAGAAAACUGAUUCUAAGUGUGGAAACCUGUUGUAUCUAAUUAUAAGAUAUUCAUGAAUUUUUAUGGAUAAAAAUAUGCUCAUGUCUUGGGGCGAUCUUAACAAAUAACCAAUUGCAAACUGAGUGUAUUUCAGAUUAAUUAGAGAGUUAACAGAUUUAACCACCAGAUCUCUGACACAGUAGGGACAGUUUAGAACUUCUGAAGUCUGUUGUUUUGCUGACAAACAGGACUUACAGUAGUUCUGGUAACAGUUGAGAGCAGCUGAAGACAUACAUAUAAUCUGUGUAAGGUAGACCAAGGGAAAUUGUAUGAAGAAAGCAUCUCCAAGGAACAUGUUUUGUACAAUUAUUAGAAAAAUAUAUGUGAGUGUUCUUUGUUGAAUUUUAAGGCAAUAUAGAUACAGCAUACCAUUCUAUGUGAACCAGAGGGUUUGUCAGACUGUGAUAUUAUUAGUGACAUGUUCAGUUUUCCCAACAAUAUGAUUACAACUGGAUGAAGACCACUAGUGAAAAUCUUUAUUCUGUUGUCCUCAGUGAGUAAAAAAAAAAAACGACACGAUUUUUGAUUGGUAUAAUGUCAGAUCUGAACAGAUUGUGUACCAUCGAUUCAGGUCAAGACUUGUUGUGGAAGACAUUUAUUUGUGGGGAAUGCAUGCAGGUAUUUGUGUGAAGGGUAGGGUUUCAAAAAGAAGUCACAAAUGCUGGUUUUACUUGGUCCAUUUGUGUACUAUAUUGCUCUGGUGAUAUCCCAGUGCAGAAGAAAGGAGACCCUGUAUUAAAUUCUACAGUGAUGAUA